Molecule: messenger RNA, 2893 nt
Organism: Ictalurus punctatus (channel catfish)
Lineage: Eukaryota; Metazoa; Chordata; Actinopteri; Siluriformes; Ictaluridae
Gene: ciz1b
Product: cdkn1a interacting zinc finger protein 1b
Exons: 15
Coding region: 321-2201 (626 amino acids)
Cellular component (GO): nucleus
Molecular function (GO): nucleic acid binding; zinc ion binding
Source: RefSeq, a predicted model, not a curated record
UUCGUCUUUAUACCAACUGGAUGAAGAAAACGUUACUGUUGUGGUGGAGUUUGUAUAAUCUAACGUCGCGUAUAACUGGUAAUUAAAUACAUACAUUACGAUUAUAUAUCAAAUAUAUAUUUUGUGAAUGACUUAAUUUGCAAGUUAGUCCUGAAAGCUUUUUAGAAUGACAGGAUAUUUUAAUGAGCUGUUAGCUCGUUUUAGAGACGCGUUAGCAUGCAGAUGUAAACACGUUACUAGAUCAGUCUGUAAAUAGACUUCAACGCUGCACGUGACGCUGGGAGAUAAAGUCACAGCUUCUUUCGCGGGGAAAAAGUCUCAUGGUCCUAGUUCCUGUGCCAAAUCUGUGUCUCCAGAUUUGUGCACCCCGGGGAAAGAAGAAAGAAAAGAUGAUCCGUGAAAAGGAAAAGCAGCUCCAGCGUUUUCCAGCGGAGUCUCGCGCCUCCAUCCCGUCUCUGCUGUCUCUGUCUAGAUCUCCACCUUUCCUCCUGUCAGAUGUUCACCUGCGCCCAGGAACACGAAUGCCAAGCAGAGGACCUCCCGGAGGACAUUCGUUUCCAUCUGCACAGACUGUUAGACCUGCCGUCUCACAAGGCCUCCUCGGUCCCUACCCACUGCUGCAGCACACAGUGCCCAUGCCCCGACGACCAGAGAUGCCACCGUGUCAUGGGAAGCAGCUACACCCACCUUAUUUGUCUUCAGGAGGCGGCCGGUCUCUUCUCGGCGCCCCUCCCGUCGGUGUUCCACCGAGGACCCCACGUAUGGCUUUUAUACCUGAACAUCACCAUGAGUCACGUGGAACUUUCAUGAAUAAGAACGACUCUAUGCACAAUCUUCAGAGAAAGAGGCAAAACGGCCAUGUUGCAGCAGAGAAAAGUAAUGGGCAGAUGAGCAAAUGUAGAAUAGAUGUAAAAACGUCAAAAGAGGGAAAGAAACUGGAAGCAUCUGCUGAAAGUCAGGCCGCAUCCUCUGAGCAAACAGAGCCUACUGGGAAAAAGCAGAAGAUUCAUGGCACUAAUGAAUUGGUUGAAGAGUGUGAAGGUGGAGAUGCAGAGCAAAAACCAGCAGAUUCGUCCACUGUCCAUGAGCAGGAAGGCUACAUGCACGGUUAUGCAGAGGAGGAAUGCCCAUCUGCUGAAGCUGACAAGGAAGUGGAGCAGAGCAGGACAGCAGAGGUGCUGGGUGUAGGCACAUCUCUUAAGGUAACCAUUCAGCGCAGCAGCGAGAGUCGAGCCUUCAGCACCGGGUCAGAGGAGGCAGCAGCUGCUGCAGGCCUGGGCAUGGACAAAGACAUGAACAUGACAGCGAACAAAUACUGCUGCUAUAUCUGCAAUGUCACUUCUCCUGACCAACAUGACUUUCAGACUCACAUGAUCAGCUUGGAACACCAGCAGAAGAUGAUGGAGAUUCAGCACCUGAGUAACACCUGCCUGGCAACACUGCUACCCAAAAUGCACCAAUCACUACAGGGCAAAUGCAGAGGACUGCAGCGCUGGUGUGCAAUCUGCCAGUGUCACUUUACUGGUGAUCUUAUCGAACACAGAAGAACCAAGAAGCACAAGAUGGCAAAGGUCUCUUCCAGACCAUUCUGCACAGUGUGUGAACGACACUUCAGAACUCCUCGCAAGUUUGUGGAGCACAUGAAGUCCCCAGAGCACAAACAACAGGUUGAGGAGCUAAAAGAAGAAGGAGGACCUGAAGUCAUGGAGGAACUCAUAACAUUAGACGCCAUAGGUUGCUUUGAAGAUGAAGAUGACUAUGAGGAAGAUGAAAGUGAAGAAAAGAAUGAACACAUGGUGUCUGAACAGGUCAAUCCAGCAGAGAUUAAUGAUAAAGUGUAUGAUGCAGACACACAAUAUGGCACCAGUUUUGUAGUCCCGGUAGCAGGCUUCCUCUGUAAACUCUGCCAUAAGUUCUACCACUUUGAGUCCCGAGCUCGAGAGACACACUGCAAGUCUCUCACUCACUACCAGAACUUACAGAAGUACAAGGCUCUGCUGAACCUACCUCAGAAGGAUGAUGAGAAAACAACCAGUUACUUGGGUAAGGUUCAGAAUGUUGAGAACAGCACUGUGGAGAUGAAGGACAGACAUGAAGAAGAGGAGAACUCUGAAAACCAUUACACAGCCAGCUGCUGCCCUCACGAAGAAGCAACACUCAAAAUCCCCCCACAAAAGUCCAACCUCAAAACCACUGCCUGAGUCCUCGGUCACACAAAACCCUAAUAUGGUUUUAAAGCAUCUUACUGCUGAAAAACAUCUCUGAUUGUGGUUCUUCAGGACAGGAAAAUAAACCUCUUAGUAAGUCUACGGAAACAUUGAUGUCCCAGUGAUGUGCAUAUGACCGAGUCAGUGCUUUGGUUUUAUCAGUGCUUUAUAAAACCAUGUCUUUCUUUAUCAUAUGCAACUUCUGGAGCUCUGACCAUGUACAUUGCAGUGCAAAAGUAAUUGGACUGUGAUUUUUUUUUUUUUCCUCUAAUUUAUUAUUUUGUUUGAUAACUUUUUAAUUUUAUUAUAAUAUUUUAUCUUAUCGUUUUUCUUGGAUUGUUUUAAUUUUUAAUCUAAUACUAAAUAAAAUUGGAUAGAAAGAUAGUAAGUUUAUUACUGGAUAGUACAUACAGGAACAUUAAUUUAUCAGUUUACCUCAUCACUAUUUAAAUUUUUAUCCUGUGUGCUAUAGUACUGAACCAAAGUAAAUAUUAUCCCUGUCUCAGUUCCUUGGGUCAUCCUGGUGGGCUACGCAUUAUAACUCAAUACUUGCUUUGUUUGUGUUAAUAUAUCCUAUGUUUUGUUUUUUAGUUGGCUACUUUUUAAACCUUUUGAGAAUUAUUUUGUUAUUUAUUUAUAUAAAUAUAUUUGUUUUUAUUUUUAAUUAAAGAACAUCUUUUGUGCAA